AUGCCUAUGCUCUUCAAAAAAGUAGUUAACGCAGUUAUUGAUGUUUAUGAGAUUAUCUAUCCCCACUUCGUUGACACAUCCAUUGCUGUAGCUACAUCCAAAGGAUUAGUGGUACCAGUUCUGUGUAAUGUUGAGUUAAUAAACUAUGCCCAGAUUGAAAAUGAGUUAGCAGCACUCGAAGAAAAGGACAGGAAUAAUAGACUAGCUUUAGGUAUGGAUGAAGGCACAUUUACUAUUUCGAGUGGUGGAGUUUUCGGAUCGGUCUAUGGCAGGCCAGAGAUCAACCCAUACCAGAGCGCUAUCCUAGGAAUACAUGGAAUUUUCGAUAGACCUGUUGCUAUAAAUGGAAAGGUAAAGGGUGGUGGAUAUCGAGCGGAGAUGCAGGGGGAAUGGGAGGGAGGGGAAUCUAACUCUAACACGCAUAAGAAACAGUCACAACGAUACUGCGAAAAAGAUAAUUUCGGCGAUAACGUGGAAGGAGGAAGGAAGGAGGACGGAGGAUGGGUCGGAAGGGAUAACCGACACGAUUUGCAAAAAAGGAAGGACAUAAGCCGGAGCACAGCGGAAGCGAUUUUUACCCGUCUGACAUCGAGGGAUCGGAAGGACGGAGGGUUGGAGGGAGGGAAUUCCUCUUCUCCGGAGGUUAUAGCCGACGCUGAACUCAGAGCUAUCAGACUCAAGCGGAUACAAGAGCAAUUCAAUGACUUUGAUUCCGAUGUGUCGCCAAUAUCGCCCCCGAAACGUCGCAAAUAUACGGAUAGGGAAGUUAAUAAGUUUCAAAUGGAGGUUCUAAAAGAAGAAAGAGCACUGAUAGCCAAAAAAUCACUUUUUUGGAUAAGCAACUGGAACUGCUUGGCGAAAUGAAAGAAAUGAUUAGUGAAACCCUGCAAACCUUACGUGGAAAAACGAAAGUGAAGAAAUUAACAAAGCAAAUAGAGCCUUGGAAUCCCUCAGUUGGGGAUCCCAACAUAGCUGAAUCCGUAGAGUCCACAGAUCUUUAAGUAUCAUACGCU
Cylicocyclus nassatus is the source of this 1013-nucleotide messenger RNA. NCBI's taxonomy places the organism in Eukaryota, Metazoa, Nematoda, Chromadorea, Rhabditida, Strongylidae. The record is from the annotation of a GenBank genome assembly.